CCUGACAUUCCUUUUUUGGAAGUAUAAACUUUAAAGUCAAUUUAUAUUAUUUCCUUCAUAGGAAAACAAUUAAAUAUAGGGAUUUUACACGUUCACAAUCAGUUUUUGCUCAAGCUACUCCAAACACUGCUUUAAACAGGUCAGAUUGAUUCGUAGCUGAGCAGGCUUGGGAUCAUUUGGCAAUAAUGGCAGACGGCCAAGAAAACGAUAAGAAUAUUGAAAUAUGGAAAAUGAAAAAAUUAAUCAAAGCCCUACAAUCUGCCAGAGGAAACGGCACGAGCAUGAUCUCUCUUAUCAUACCCCCUGGUGAUCAGAUAUCUCGUAUUACCAAAAUGCUUGCCGAAGAAUACGGUACUGCAUCAAAUAUUAAGAGCAGAGUAAACCGUCAAUCUGUGCUCGGUGCAAUAACAUCUGCCCAACAAAGGCUUAAACUUUAUAACAAAGUUCCUCCUAAUGGGUUGCUGCUUUAUACGGGAACUAUAGUGACGGAUGACGGGAAGGAAAAAAAGGUCACGUUUGAUCUUACGCCUUUUAAACCCAUAAACGCGUCUUUAUACUUAUGCGACAACAAGUUUCAUACCGAACCUCUUGGUGAACUAUUGGAAUCUGAUGAGAAGUUUGGUUUCAUCGUCAUGGACGGUAACGGGACUCUUUUCGGGACCUUAAGUGGCAACACACGAGAAGUUCUUCAUAAGUUCACGGUUGACCUCCCGAAGAAGCACGGAAGAGGAGGUCAAUCGGCUCUUCGUUUCGCUCGUCUACGAAUGGAGAAACGCCAUAAUUACGUGAGGAAGACGGCAGAGCUCGCUACUCAGUUCUAUAUUAACCCGGCUACUAGCCAGCCGAAUGUAUCCGGACUAAUACUUGCGGGAUCUGCUGAUUUUAAAACCGAGCUAAGUCAAUCGGAUAUGUUUGACCCGCGCUUACAAGCGAAGAUACUUAACGUGGUUGACGUGUCGUACGGUGGGGAAGCCGGAUUCAAUCAGGCGAUCGAGCUGUCUGCUGAGAUUCUCGCUAAUGUGAAGUUUAUACAAGAAAAGCGGUUGAUAGGGAAAUUCUUCGAGGAAAUCAGUCAAGAUACUGGAAAGUAUGUAUUUGGCGUGGAUGACACGAUAAAAGGUUUGGAGAUGGGAGCUGUUGAAACCCUAAUUGUGUGGGAAAAUCUUGAUAUAAACCGUUACGUACUGAAAAAUAGUGUGACUAAUGAGAUUGUCAUUAAGCACUUAAACAAGUUACAAGAGGGUGAUAAUAGUAAUUUCAAGGAUCCUGCCACGUCAGCUGAAUUGGAGGUUCAGGACAAAAUGCCGCUGCUGGAGUGGUUUGCCAAUGAGUACAAAACUUUCGGUUGUUCGCUCGAGUUUGUGACUAACAGGUCUCAGGAGGGGUCACAGUUUUGCAGAGGAUUUGGUGGCAUUGGAGGAAUUCUUCGGUACCAGCUUGACCUGCGUUCGUUUGACGAGCCAUCUGAUGAAGGAGAAUACUUUGAGGAUUCUGAUUAAGUCAGUUAUGUCUGUCUACUAAGUCCAGGUAAUGGAUGAGAGAUCUACAAUUGGUGGAAGUUUUGGGGUUAGCAUGGCAAGGAGGUACCAGCUGUCAUGCGGAAUAUAAAUUGAUGAGUAUUUUCUGUUGUAAACUUUAUUUGUUUUUCCUUUAAACGCGAACAGAUUUCUUUCGAACAAAUGUCAAUUGAAGGGGACUUCUUGACUGUUUUA
Messenger RNA from Lycium ferocissimum, 1712 nucleotides. RefSeq names its product eukaryotic peptide chain release factor subunit 1-3-like. NCBI's taxonomy places the organism in Eukaryota, Viridiplantae, Streptophyta, Magnoliopsida, Solanales, Solanaceae. The transcript is spliced from 2 exons. Gene Ontology annotation, cellular component: cytosol; translation release factor complex. Gene Ontology annotation, biological process: cytoplasmic translational termination. The coding region runs from base 186 to 1499 and encodes 437 amino acids. Gene Ontology annotation, molecular function: sequence-specific mRNA binding; translation release factor activity, codon specific. The record is from RefSeq and is a predicted model, not a curated record.